Molecule: messenger RNA, 2767 nt
Organism: Rhipicephalus sanguineus (brown dog tick)
Lineage: Eukaryota; Metazoa; Arthropoda; Arachnida; Ixodida; Ixodidae
Exons: 2
Coding region: 84-1514 (476 amino acids)
Source: RefSeq, a predicted model, not a curated record
UGCAGGCCAAAACCAUCCUUGCCACGAUAGAGGAAAUUAAUAAUUUGACUGGACAAGAGUUGCCGUUCACGACAACCAUUGACAUGAGACAAGAACUACAGUCGACGACUGCAGUUGACCACGAACACGAAUUGCAAUCUGUGACGAGUAUAGGAAAGGGAGAGAAAUAUGAGAUUGUAUCUGUUGUUGACACAGUGCAGGAACCACAGACUGCAAAUUCUAUCAGCUCUGUAACGAGGUUGGCAGUAGACAACACCUCAAAGUCUAUAGCUAAAUUUUGGCUCCAUCUUCCCGAUUUGGAGGGAGAUUUGCAGGUGGAAGAGAAGAAUGUCGCUGAUGUUCCCGCUAGUCCAGCACCAAUGAGAACUGAGAGUCCCGAGGAAGCAACCGAAUACUGUCCCGUAGUCAUCACAGAGCCCAUUCGUCAAACAGAUGACAGAAACACUGAAACUUGCGAAGAUCUGUCGUCAGACAGCCCCUCAGAGAAGUGCAUUCCUAAAUCUGCUCCCGUGCCGGUCACCAAUAUGUCUGACAAGCAGGCGGAACAGGCGGAAGAGAUUGUUAGUUGCUUGGCCACUCAUGGUGGUGUUGAUUAUGUGGACGAGAUCACUGUUAUCACUUGUGUAGGCAGCUGUGCCGGCAGCUGUGACUCUAAUGUCGACUGGGACCUGUGCAAUCAGGUCAUCUCUGUUCCUGAUGAACCAUUGGUUCCUUUGACUCAAAAGCUUUCAAUGGCUAACAAAGAGGUGUCAGGUGCCAUAGAUAACAAAUGUCUAGAACAUGACCUACAGACACUGCCACAAGCAUCAGAGGAUGCUGUAACGUCAUAUCCAGCUACACAGGUGUAUUCUACAAAUAAGCCUAUGGAUAUCAACACUGAGAGAAUAGUAAAGCAGGGAACGAAUGUUGCCAUUGAAAGAGAUGAUCCAGCUCCUCAUCCCAGGAGCAAUGCUUCCACCUUUGCAAUCCGCACAGCUGUAGAGAGUCCACACGCAUCAGAUGUACGAGCACAGGCACCGCUUCCAAGAAAGGUCACGGUGUCCAGUGCAACUGUGCUCAGUCACAGUCCCAGUAACCUUGCCAAUUCUAAGAGCCGCGCAAUGGAGAGAAACCAACACGACAGCAGUUGCAAAAGAGGGCUGCCAAGUUUUCCUCCACAGAGCUGUAGCAGUGGUCAAAAGCAUGGCCUACGUGUCUCAAGCUGUGCUGUCAGUACACCUGUUGCGAAAGCCGCAUUCGGUAAGAACAGCUGGGCGGCGGUUUCAACAGAACCCAGUGCAUCUGGUUCAGAGCCCACACGUAUGCGCCAUUCGGACUUGCCUGGCAGGAGCAGCGCCGUCGGAGCAGAGAAUACUGAAUCGACAAAGGCUUAUGCUGCAGGCCAUCUUUUUCAUCCAUCCCAAGGGAGGUACGUUCUUAAGAAAGAAGUCUUGCAAGACGGAGACGAGCUUGGCACGGGUGCCACUUUUUGCACAGUUGUCUGGGUCCCCACAGGUGGCACCGCCAAACCAUAGCACCGUUGUACGUGUGCCAUUGGACAAGUGCCUUAAACCCAUGCCUUGGUUGGCGAAGUACAAGCAGCAGUGUAACAUGCGAUAGCACGUAAACUUCUCUCGUGGCCCAAAAAGCCAAAUCCGGAAGUAUCCGGACAUUGCAUGUUCAUAGACGAUGCUCUUAAGACGGCAGGGAGUGCCUGUGUGUGACGUUUCAUUGUUAAUUUAUUGUUUUCCUAAUACAUGUGCUUAUUUAAUUUUUGGACACACGAACGCUGUCACUAUUCCCAGUUUUGUGAUUGUGCCUGUAUAUAGAGGCAUUUUAUAAAUUGCUCAUUUGAAUGUUCUGUGUUUUUACUAUUUUAGAGGUUUCUUGUUCUGUUUGUGCAAGAAUUUGUUGCCUUAUGUGUGUAUACGAGUCAACAUGGUGGUCUUGGUUAAAAGCUGACCAAGGGUGCGCUGAGGUAGCAUUGUGGUUACCACCAAUUCAUCUCUGGCUGGCAAAACUGCAGAUGAAAAAAGCUAUGCGCCAUCAGCAUCAGCAUCCGGACAUUGCAUGUUCAUUGUUAAAGAUGGCACGGAGUGCCUGUGUGUGACGUUUCAAUGUUAAUUUAUUGUUUCUUUACUGAAAUGCACAUUUUAUUUUUGGACUCACGAACUCUGACAGUAUUCCAGGUUUUGUGAUUGUGCCUGUAUAUAGAGGCGUUAUUUAAUGUGCACAUGGGAACAUUCCAUGUUUUUACCAUUUCAGGGGUUUCUUGUUCGGUUUGAACAAGAAUUUGUUGCACUACGUGUGUAUACAGAGUCAAAAGUGGUUUUGGCUAAAACCUGUCCAAAAAUGCUCUUCAGUUGCAGCACUAGUUAGAUAAAAGCACAGAAACAAGAGUGCACUGGGGUAGCAUUGUGGUUGCCAGCCAAUUCAUUCCAAGGCUGGCAAAGGUGCAGAUGGAAAAAAAUACGCUUACAAAGCGCCAUCAGCAUCAGUAACUUGAGUGAACAAUCUGUGAUAAAGUAAAAUUACUGCGAUGCACAGGCACAUAGCCUGCUAGUCAGAUUUUCACGCUCCUAAGUGUUAUCAAACCUCAGUGUCACGAACAUUAAUGUAAUUAAUUAUUGGAUAUAAUGACGUAAAUAUAACAGGUUUAACGGCCACAUGAGUGUUGCAAGAGUACGCUCGUAACGAGCAUGUCGUGUUACAAAAAUGUUUGUGUUUGUAAUAAGGACAGGCUGUACAUGCAGCUAAUGCGGUAUUCUGUUGAAUUAGAUUUUACAUG